CUAUAGUUGCUGUAGUCCAGAGGCCUGCCAGUUCCUGCUUUAACGCAUAUGUAGUCGUAAUUGAGUUCUAACACGGCCUUGGAUGUUUCUGUCCUAAAUAGCUGACAUUGCAUCUUCAAGACUGUAAUGCCAGUUGGCUUUUGAGUGGAUAAUUGUUGCAGUGUGAACACUGACGUUGGAAACAAUUAUUGCCCAUUCGAAUUAAGACACCACCAUGAAAAGAAAUUCUUGUGAUUUGCUUUCUCGGAGCAAAAGUGCCUCUGAGGAAACACUGCAUUCCAGUAAUGAAGAGGAAGACCCUGUCCGAGCCAUGGGACCCUAUCUGGUGCGGAGGCUUUCGUGCCGCAAUGUUCAGCUUCCCCCUCUGGCCUUCCGACAGUUGGAACAAGCUGACUUGAAAAGUGAAUCAGAGAACAUUCAAAGACCGACCAGCCUCCCCCUGAAGAUUUUGCCACUGAUCGCUAUCACUUCUGCAGACUCUAGUGGGUGAGUGCCCUUGGGCGACAUUUCUCCAUUUUACAUUUUGGAUGGCGAUUACUUUCUGUGGUGUUUUGAGAUUUUGUGGCUCAUUGCUUGGGUUGAGUGGGAGGAAAAUGGGGUUUCUAGAGCCAAAAGAAAGAAGAGUGACUUUUCUCAGGUAACAUCACUAUCUCUGGAGGAGGAGACAUUUUAGUCAAAAUGUUUACAAGAAGUUGAAAGGUAUUAGUGAAUGAUAAUAAACAUCUGGGCAAGGGGACUUGGACUUGUCAAAUUAAUAUUGGUCAUAUGUGAUUUAAUAGAAAAUCUUAACAAAUGAGAACUAAUGGACAA
Pteropus alecto (black flying fox) is the source of this 810-nucleotide messenger RNA. Its product is annotated as cAMP-specific 3',5'-cyclic phosphodiesterase 4D-like. NCBI's taxonomy places the organism in Eukaryota, Metazoa, Chordata, Mammalia, Chiroptera, Pteropodidae. The record is from RefSeq and is a predicted model, not a curated record. The transcript has 3 exons. The coding region runs from base 215 to 490 and encodes 91 amino acids.